Camelina sativa (false flax) is the source of this 1310-nucleotide messenger RNA. The record is from RefSeq and is a predicted model, not a curated record. Lineage: Eukaryota; Viridiplantae; Streptophyta; Magnoliopsida; Brassicales; Brassicaceae.
UGUCUGUCUAUCUCUCUUUGGAAUAAAGAAAAGAAAAAAAGAGAUAAGAGAAAGCAACUUUUAAUCUGAUUUUUUUGUAAGAGAGGAUCAUCAUUUCAUCACUCCGAGAGAGAGAGAGUCCCCAUAUGAGCAGAAGAAAGCAGUCAGAAUUUUUCAAUAAUUCUACUGAGUUAUGAUCCUUGCCCUUACCGGAUCUGACAGCUCUUAUUAUAACUAUGCUGAGAAACAAACCUAGAGCAGCCGUGACGAAGAAACAACAACCAUCGUCGUCGUCUCUAAUGGCUGAUCAACCCCCAGUCCCACCACCUUCUUCUUCUUCUUCUUCUUCAAAACUCAACAACACUUGCCACUCUUCAUCUUCCCUCUUUAGCUCCCCGAAGUUUAGGUUUUUUGCUUCAAAGAUGAGUCCUCCUUUUGACUCUGAUUUCUCUCUCGUCAGCCCUACCUCGAUCCUCGAAGCUAACCCAUCAUUCUUCUCCUCCAAAAACACUAAACCAACUCCUUAUUUCGAGCCCACGAUCCCUAAUCCCCAAAGGUUUCACCCACCUGACACCUUUGGCCUCGCCGAUCUCGUCAAAUACGGAGACAGUAACAGAGACCACUCGAGUAAACCUGCCAACAAGAUGGUCCUUUUCGGCUCUAAACUCAGAGUCCAGAUCCCAACAGCUGAUUUUGGAACUAAAACAGGAAUGAGAUACCCUGGUCAUGGUCAUGGUCAUGGACAGGGACAACUAAGUCCUUGUUGUGUCCAGAAGAAGAAGGUCUUAGCCGUGAGCGAGGUUGACCAGACGGAGGACUACACGCGCGUCAUAUCUCACGGUCCAAACCCAACCAUCACUCAUAUCUUCGACAACUCUGUUUUCGUGGAGGCUACUCCUUGCUCUGUUUCUGUACCACCACUAGUACCCAUGGCGAUGGAUACCACCAAGAACACGGGGAGUUUUCUAAGCGAUUGCUUCACCUGCAAGAAGAAUCUUGACCAGAAACAAGACAUCUAUAUAUACAGAGGUGAGAAAGGGUUUUGCAGCAGCGAGUGCAGGUACCAGGAGAUGCUUCUUGAUCAAAUGGAGACCUAGCAACCCUCUCUCCAUCUCUUCUAUUUUAAUGUUUUCUUGAUUUUGUCACAGCAUCAUCCUCUUCUUCUUUUCUCUGUUUUUAUUUUUUGUGUUUUUGUGUUUUUGUAUUUUCUUCUAGUCAUAACCUUUCUCGCCUGCAGAUAUGUGAAAGAUAGAGAGAGAGUUAAUAACUUCUUUUUUUGUUUGUCUCUGUGAGUGACUUGGAGAGCUGAAUAAUAUCAUAAAUUUACAUAA